GCGCCAGUCAAAAAAGGAUAACUGCGUGCUGGGGUGUUUGGUUGAAGAGGGGAUACGGAUUGGGUUUUCCUGGGAUUCAUUAGGAUUGAGGAAGCAGGGCAGAGUUUGUCUUGGUUGGUACUUGCGAGGUUGCUGUUGUGCAGUAAGUUCUAAUUCGUUAUUAGUGUUGAAAUAACAUGGCUUCAAAGAAAAAUGCAAGAGGACACAAUGCGGGAACAAAAAAAGAUGGGAAGCACGUAGGAAGCAAGAAUGGGAAGAAAGGGGAAGGCCUGAUGGGGAGCUCAUUCUUCACGUGGUUUAUGGUAAUCACAUUAUUGGGAGUGUGGACCUCAGUUGCAGUUGUUUGGUUUGACCUGGUAGAUUAUGAAGAUGUCCUAGCCAGAGCAAAGGACUUCCAUUAUAACAUAUCAGAGGUAUUACAAGGUAAACUUGGAGUUUAUGAUGCUGAUGGGGAUGGUGACUUUGAUGUGGAGGAUGCCAAAGUAUUGCUAGGAUUAAAAGACCGACCUGUUCCUCUGGACUCAACGUCUGCAGGAAGAGCAGAAGAGACAGUUCAGCCAUCUGAAGAAGAGCCUGAGCUUGAGCCUGACAAGCCUGUAGUAGAAGAAGCAAUUUUUUCAAAUGUGGCCCAGGAAAAUGCACAACCUCCACCUGAAGAGAGUGUGGAACAGGAAUUAUCCCCGGAAGAAGACCAGAUCCCAUUGCAGGAGGCCGAAGAGGAGGAGGCUCUAUUUGAGGAGUUACAGGAGGAUGAGAUAGAGCACCCGGUGGAAGCAGCUGAAGAAGUCAUACCUCUAGAGGAGGAGGAGCAGGAAGAGGAAGUGGAGGUAGAAACACUGGCAGCACCUUUGGAAGAGGCUGCCCCAACAGUGGAGGAAGACGUUGAAGUGGCCCCAUUAGGGGAGGAAAAAGUUGAGUUUGAGGAGGUUCCAUCUGCGGAAGAAAAAGCUGAGGAAGAUGAAGAAACAGAGGCCCCAUUGGAGGAGGAGAUGGAGGAGGCCACCCCUUUGGAAGAUGCUAUAAUUGAAGAGGAUGAACAACAGGCAGAAGAUGUGACUGCAUCUGUGGAAGAACAGUAUGAAGAAAUUGAGGCACAGACUGGGGAAGCAGAUGCUGAGGAAGAACAAACUGAAGAAGCGGCACCAGUGGAGGAGACUGCAUUUGUUGAAGAUCCUGUGGAAGAAGCCACUGGUGAAGAAGUUGCUUCUGAACCUGAGGAGGAAGCACCUGAACAAGAAUACACAGCUGACGAUUCUGAAGGACAGGAAUACUAUGAACAGGAAAUCCAAGCGCCUGACCCUGAUCCUGAAGAUGAAGUCUAUGGAUCUCAGAGCAUGGAUGUGGAAUCUGAAAUCCAAGAAGAAACCACUGAAGCCGUGGUAGAUGCAGUACCUGAAAAAGAACCCCAGGAAGAAGAUGCAGCUGGAUUAUCUGAACCAGAGCCUGAAAUUCAUUUAGCGGCGCAUACUGAAGAAGAAGCCGUCAAAGCAGAGCAGACUCAGGAGGAAGCAGAUCAAAUGGAAAUUAAAGAGAAAAAGAAGACAAAGGAGAAAGCCAAGAAGAUGAAACCCAAACUGCUGAAUAAGUUUGAUAAAACCAUCAAAGCAGAAAUAGAUGCAGCAGAAAAGCUGCGCAAGAAGGGAAAGGUGGAAGACGCAAUGAGGGCAUUCGAAGAUCUUGUCAGCAAAUAUCCAGAGAGUCCCAGAGCCAGAUACGGGAAAGCACAGACUGAGGAUGACUUGGCUGAGAAGCAGCGGAGCAAUGAGGCACUUCAAAGAGCCAUCAAAACCUAUGGAGAGGUGGCAGAGGUCCCCAGUGCACCGACUGAUCUAGUGAAGCUGGCACUCAGGAGACGAGCUGAGAGACAACAGUUUCUAGGUCGUCUGCGAGGCGCACUGGUAACCCUUGAGAAACUAGUGCAGCUUUUCCCAGAUGACGUAUCACUCAAGAAUGAGCUUGGUGUGGGAUACUUGCUCCUUGGAGACAACAAGCGUGCCAGGAGAGUUUAUGAGGAGGUCCUAUCUGUUGCUCCUGAUGAUGGAUUUGCCAAAGUCCACUACGGCUUUAUCCUUAAAUCAGAAAAUAUGAUGGCGGAGAGCAUUCCUUACCUAAAGGAGGGGCUAGAAUCUGGAGAUCCUGGCACUGAUGAUGGACGCUUUUAUUUUCACUUGGGAGAUGCUCUGCAAAGAGUUGGAGAUAAAGACGCCUACAAAUGGUAUGAGAUUGGACACCAAAGAGGACAUUUUGCAUCAGUGUGGCAGCGAUCCCUUUACAAUGUGGACGGGCUCAAAGCCCAGGCGUGGUGGACAGCUAAGGAAACUGGGUAUACAGAUCUUGUAAAGGCUCUGGAGAGAAACUGGAAGACGAUUCGAGAUGAAGCCCUGAGUGUAAUGGACACUGAAAGAGGACUCUUCAUACCAGAGGAUGAAAACUUGAGAGAGAAAGGGGAGUGGGGUCAAUUCACGCUGUGGCAACAAGGCAAAAAGAAUGAGAAUUCCUGCCGAGGAGUUCCAAAGACUUGUACUUUGCUGGAGAGAUUUUCAGAAGCUACCGGCUGCAAGAGAGGACAGAUCAAGUACUCUGUCAUGCAGCCUGGAACUCACAUUUGGCCUCAUACAGGGCCUACUAACUGCCGUCUGAGAAUGCACUUGGGCCUGGUCAUUCCCAAUGAAGGCUGUCAGAUAAGAUGUGCCAAUGACACCAGAUACUGGGAAGAAGGGAAAGUUCUCAUCUUCGACGAUUCCUUUGAACAUGAAGUUUGGCAAGAUGCUAACAGUUACAGACUAAUUUUCAUUGUGGACGUUUGGCACCCAGAACUGACUCCCCACCAGAGACGGACCCUCUCUCCAAUCUAAAAACUUUUGUUUAGAAUCCUGAAGUUGUUCAGAUGGAACCUUGAGCAUCAUUUACUCCAGCUAAUGAAGUACUUCACAUAGCUGUUGCACAGGUACAUAAUUAUUCGUAGUGACUCACCAGAUAAACCAACUCUUAAUGUUUAGGAAAGCCUUACUGUUUUUUCAACAUUUUCAACAGUUUAUUUCAAUAUUUGUAUACGCCUUACAUGUUUUGUAAUGUAAUGGAUGUUAUUAUGCCUAUUUACAAUUGUGUACUUCAAACUAUAAUAUUAAUACAAAAAAUGAUUGUAAUUUUGCAGCCACAUAUGCUGUUCAUAGACCUUUUGCUUUAGCAUAAUACUGUAUAAGGUCUAUCUUGACUUUUCUUUUUUUUUUUCUCUUUUGUUUGACACUGUGACUACUGUACAAAGAUAUUCUCUAUUUGCACUGAGUAAAGCAUCCUUCUAAACAACUUUUUAAAGAUCUCAUUAUAGUUGUUUUAUACAAGGGUGCUGUAGGAAAUUGUUUAAUUCUUUGUUUAAUCACUACCUUUUGUAAAACUGUGAAGGCAGGUAUGUGUUCCUUUCUUUUUAUAAAUGUUUAAUUUUGUUGAAUGUAUUAUAUCAACCUUGUAUUUUUUUAUUUUAUUUUUUUUAAAUAUUCCACCAAAAGAAGAAAAUACCCCAGGCUUAACUUUCAGUACUUCAGAUGACCCAGGGUUGUGGGAGUGUUCCCAUUCCACAGUGCACACAGGCAGUGUGUAUUGAACUGAACACACACCACAGAUAGUCAAUUAACUCAAAAGACUGGAGCAAGCAUUAGCUUUAAUUUAAGCAUGUUUGUAUUCUGGUUGAUUACAAAAUGCAGUUCUAUUUUAUGACCAAUAGACAUACAAAAGAAAGACACGCACCGUGGGCUAGCAAGAUCACCACUCCCUAUGUCAUUUCAUUCAAUGUCGCCAUAGAAAAACAAAAUAGGUGGGGUCAUAAUGCAGCUCUGUUUUUUUUGUGGAAUAAAUACACUUUUUGAUGGCCUAAACAGAACCAUGUUGUAAACCGUUAUGUUUUUACUUUACUUUGCGUUACAUUCUUUUACACUUCCAUCUGCUUCUCAGGAUACCUGCCUGCUGUUCAGUGUCAAGGUUAGAUGGCUAGUGGCCAGAAGUACAAUGUUUAUCACUGUAUAUUAUUUCAAUAUUUUCUGUACAUCCCUAAUACAUCACACACAAUUAUUUUGAGCUUUGGCUUUUUUCUUUUGGUUUCUGGUAGUAUGGUGUUGACUAAUAUGUUGAGGAGCUCAACAUUCAAGAUUUGGUAGGUUACUAUUUGCAUUAAGUUUUUUGUUGAUUUUCAUUUAAAGGUUUGUUUCACACUCUAGUUAACCAUUGCUAAAUUCACCACAAGUUAUAAUUAACUAGUAUCUCUAGUUAAUUAACAGUAAUCUUCAUAUGCUGUAUGCACAUUUUGUUUUGGUAAAUGUCUGUGUAUGCUAAUCUUUGUGAUCAAAAAUUGAAGUCCCAGAGAACAAUGAUACAAGAGACUGCAAAUGGGAUGCCGCCACAUCAGCUGUAUUGCACAAUGCAAUGCAUUUUACAAGCUGCAUGAAGUGCCCUGAUGCAGCCUGCCUCUGUGCACACACAAUGAAAUGAAUUGUGGGGCUAGAGUAAUGCAUCACUAAUCAUGCCAUAUACACGACUUGCAAUAAUUAAAAGUGCAGCAUGGCUGUAAGUGUGAGCGUGUGUGGCACUCUGUAAAUAAGUCCAUUCAGGAGCCUGAAAUCCUGAACUGGUGUUCUAUAAAUAGGAAAGAAUUUAAAGUGGGAUCAAGAAGAAAAUAUGUAAAAAUCCCAGGUAAAGUUUACUCCGUUUUUAUUUUUUAGAUUAAUCAAGUGGUAGUGAUGGCCUUGACUGAGGGUAAACAAUGUAAUAUUGUUAUUAUAAGAUAACAUACUCCAUGUAAGACUCAAUUCCAGGUGUAGACGGCUAGAAUGUAUUCCAUCUAAGGGUCAGUUUUAAUCCUUUGCCACUUGCUGUAUUUUUCUUUUCUUUUCUUUUAAUGUUUACUUAACCUUUGUGGACUGUUUGGUAGAAGAAGUUGUAAUUACAAGUUGAUUGAAAAAUCAUUGUGUGGUAUGAACGACUGAUGUAAAAAGGCUCAAAUAAACAGCAAACUUUAAAAUAUUUUCUGCAAUGUUUGUGAUAUUGUUUUUUCUUUGUUUGCAAUUUACAGAGUCGUUUAUUCUUAUAUUAUAUAGUAUAAUGGGAACAUAAUUUUAAAUAAUUUAGGCCAAUACACAAAAAUAAGAAACUGAAGGUACCAACUGUUUUCAUAAAAGCACAGAAUCAUUGCUAUAUGAACUAUCACCAACUAUAUAUUGUAAGUAACUGAGCAACAUGUUUUUUUCUAUGUGUACAUUAACUGUUUUGAAAUAAACUGUUCAGUAAGUUAA
Polyodon spathula (Mississippi paddlefish) is the source of this 5282-nucleotide messenger RNA. RefSeq names its product aspartyl/asparaginyl beta-hydroxylase-like. Gene Ontology annotation, cellular component: endoplasmic reticulum; membrane. Lineage: Eukaryota; Metazoa; Chordata; Actinopteri; Acipenseriformes; Polyodontidae. Gene Ontology annotation, molecular function: protein binding; peptidyl-aspartic acid 3-dioxygenase activity. The coding region runs from base 177 to 2855 and encodes 892 amino acids. The record is from RefSeq and is a predicted model, not a curated record. Gene Ontology annotation, biological process: peptidyl-aspartic acid hydroxylation. The transcript has 28 exons.